AUGAACUGUCGUCGGUUUGCACUUCUCUGCUUGCUGCCAGCUUGGGUACUUGGAGACGAGAAGAACGUCAGAACGCGGGAUCUUGGAGCGCUAAACCCUGUGUCGUACGCUCAGUCCAAUGGAACAGCCACACCCACAAAGCUCAGGCUCCCCCUCGUUUCGGGAGACCGCGAUCUUCAAGUAGUGAGCGUGGCCACCUCUGGCAAAAUCCAAUAUCCUGCCUCGUGGCGGUCCACCAACUAUCUCCAAAUCCUGGAUCACGAUGGAUGGGCCCAGCGAACCGAUGAUGAAUCGAUAGCAACAAGAUUCGAGAAAUAUGAUUAUAAUGGUGAUACAUAUUACAAAGUAACGAGUGGAGACUGGGGUGGAUACUGGCUCUCUUACAACAACGAUGGCUACCUUGCGGCAUAUAGGUGGACGGAUGCUCGUGCAUGGACAACGCGUGAGGGUUGCCUGACAGUGGAUGGCACGGCCUGGGAAACAUUCCUUCACAACAACUACUUCUGGGUUGACAACGUCAACAGUGAUCCCCAUCCAGACCAACACAUUUACUGUUAUCUUGCCCAUCUAGUCAAGUAUUGGGGUUACGACAGCAUUUGUCUCACAUUGAAUUGA
Molecule: messenger RNA, 615 nt
Organism: Seminavis robusta
Lineage: Eukaryota; Bacillariophyta; Bacillariophyceae; Naviculales; Naviculaceae
Source: the annotation of a GenBank genome assembly